AUGGGAUGUCUGACGGGAGAGGCCGCCGAGGUCGUCGCCGGCGUGUCCCUGACGGACUCGGCUUAUAAGGGAGUCUGGCAGGAUUUGCUAGCCCGAUACGAUAAUCAGCGCGUCCUCCUUAGCGAGCACAUGCGGCAUGUUCUCUCUUGUCCGGCCGCGGUCAAGUCUUCGGCAGCGGAGAUCAAGCGAGUGCUCGGUGUGCUCAACCAAUCGCGGCGUGCUCUCGCUGCCUUAAAGCGGCCAGUCGAACACUGGGACGACUGGUUCGUGCACCUCCUGGUCAGCAAACUAGAUUCCAUGACGCGGAUGUACUGGGAGACGUCGCUAUCGGACUCGCGCGAAUUUCCGACAUAUGCACAGCUGCAGGCCUACCUGGAGAAUCGGAUUCGCGCGUUGGAGGCAGCAAAGAUAGAGCCGUCACUUCCGACAAGGGCGGGAACCGGCUCCAGUGCGAAACCGGCCACGAAGACGACGCGGACGUCGCUGAACGCCGCGGUGGUGUCGAAAGCGAAUUCCGCGAAGGUCUGUUCGAUGUGCCAGGGAGGACACCCGCUAUCAUAUUGCCAGAAGUACAAGAACCUGCCCGUGGCUCAGAGAGGCGAACAGGUCAAGAAACUAGGAGCGUGUCUGAAUUGCAUAAGACCCGGUCAUACCGCCGACGCGUGCCCGUCGAGCGGACGCUGUCUGGUCUGCGCCGGGCGGCAUCAUACUACUCUGCACGGCCUGAAUUCUAAAUCCCAAACCGCGGUCGGUAACAAGAGCUUGCUAAAUCAAGAGGAGGAAGGGGCCGUAGCCGACAUGAGCUCCUUGAGUGCUAGCUUGAACCCAGUGGCGGCUCCGGAGGGGCGAUCGGUCCCGCUGACAACAGCGCGGGUCCUGUUGCGAGGGGAAGCGGGACAGGAACUCAAGGUCAGGGCUCUUCUCGAUACGGGCUCCGAAGCGUCCUUCGUGACCGAGCGCGUGGCCCAGCAGCUUCGACUCAAGCGCCGACGGGUCAAGGUGACGGUGGCAGGCCUGCAGGGUACUCGGACGGGACAGGCUACGUCCUCCGUGAGGCUCAUUGUCGGUUCCUGUGUAGGCCCGGCACUGCGGGUCGAGACCGACGCGUUCGUGCUACGUCGACUGACUAACCUCCUCUCCGCCAGACACAACGCGGAGACGGCCUGGCCUCACCUGACGGACCUUCAGCUCGCGGACCCGGACUUCGCAGUGCCGGCAGAGGUGGACGUCAUUCUGGGAGUCGACGUCUAUGGCCAGGCGGGAUGGCAGCGUUCUGGUGAGUCUCUUGACGGCGAGAACCAAGGUGGCUCCAAUCAAGACCCAGAGCGUGCCACGCCUGGAACUGUGUGGCGCGGUUCUCUUGGCCCGAUUGCUGGAUCGGCUGGUGCGGGGGCUUGGCCAGAGGGCAAUUCCCGUUGUCGCGUGGACGAAUGCGCAGGUGGUCCUAUGCUGGCUGCGAGGACACGCCUCACGAUGGAAACCUUUUGUGGCUCACCGCGUGGCCGAGGACUGUGCCUGGCGAUAGAUGGAGAUACGGGCCCACCGGGCAGGGAUGCCACGAAAGCCUCUGACAGCCACAGCAACUGGAUGGGAUAG
This is a messenger RNA of Wasmannia auropunctata (little fire ant), 1596 nucleotides long. RefSeq lists its product as uncharacterized. The coding region runs from base 1 to 1596 and encodes 531 amino acids. Gene Ontology annotation, biological process: proteolysis. Gene Ontology annotation, molecular function: aspartic-type endopeptidase activity. NCBI's taxonomy places the organism in Eukaryota, Metazoa, Arthropoda, Insecta, Hymenoptera, Formicidae. The record is from RefSeq and is a predicted model, not a curated record. The transcript has 2 exons.